CAAGCUGUGCCGCCGCCGCCGCGCACGCGCAUCUCAAAGUGACUCCGAUAGUUUCGAGGAGCGUUGUUGCUUCGAUACAUACAUUAUGAUGCCCGCAAUUUGCUACACCUUGGUCGCUGUGGCACUGCUGUGGCCUAGCGCAAGCUCAGACAACAGCACAUCAGAUUCGUGUGGCUUGGAGCCGUGGGGCUCGGGUCCUUGGAGCGCGCUGCUCGAGGAGUGGGCUACUGCGCCUGCGCUCAGUGAGAGACAAGGUCGCAUCAUGUUGCUGCCUCCCGCAUCCGGUUACUACGUGACAAACCGUGUGGACGUCCCCCCGCCACCGCCUCCACAACACGGCCCCCUCAUCCCGCACAGCGUGCCGAUGAGUCACGGCACACCUCCUCCAGCAGGCCCGUUCCCUUACGAGGAGUGGUACGAGUCUCCACCGCCUCCGUCCAGCAGUGGCAAGGGCAGCAAGAUUGUUAACCGACCUAACCAAUCUAAUAAGGAUAGAUUCAAGCCGAGUCCAAGCUACCAGCCUCUGCCACCUCAGAAUCACCAGUAUCCGUCACAAUCGCACCCCCACUACUCCGCCGGUCCCUCCGCUCAGUACCAUCAAACAGGUUCCCCGUCUAACCCGCACCGUGGCCCCGGUCCCAUGGGGUCAGCCGUGGAUCGCAUCGACGACCCACCGCGCAAGACUGUCUCCGAGACGGAUCUGUAUCUGCUUAGCGCUAUAGAGAAGUUGGUCUACCGCGUCGAUCUCAUGGAGAAGCGCCUGCGCAAGUUAGAGGAGAGCGUACACUACUUUGUCGCUGGACACGAUAAGAAACCUGAUCCGUGCGUGACGAACUUCACGCGCGUGGGCGAGGCGUGCUACCACUUCUCGGCGGAGGCCGCGGACUGGAAGGCGGCCAACCUGGCGUGCCGAAAGUUGCGCGCCAACCUGCUGGAGCUGGACUCCGCGGCCGAACGACGCGCCGUCGCCGCGGCCAUGCUGGCCGACAAGAGGAUCCGAGGCACAGACGUCUGGACGGGCGGGCUGAACCCGGGCCUGCUGUGGAUCUGGUCGCACUCCGCGCGGCCGGUGGCGGGCAACGGCACCGCCGGUGGCAACGAAACCGUCACCGUCGUCGGCGAGGGCCGCUGCCUGGCCUUCGUGCACGACCCCACCCUCAACACUUACGUCUACAGGGGCCAGGAGUGCGCGCUGCGGCACCGCUUCGUGUGCGAGGCGGCCGAGGCGCCGGCGCGGCUCAGCAACGAGGUGGCCCGCGUCGCCCGCGCCGCACGGCUGCGGCGGGGCCUCGCGGAGGGGGAGCGGGGCGGGGAAUAACACAAAAGCCUUUGUCGCAAUGCCUUAUUAUUCUAAAUAUUUACAGGUGUAAGAAUCACAACAAAAGAACUUAUUUGUAGAUAAAGUAUCCUCGGCCGGAAGCGCCGGGAGCGCGCGCGCGGUCCCGCCGCGGCCGGCCCGUAUUUACAUUAUUUAUUUAUUUAUGUAAGUUUAAGUUCAAGGACGAUUCACCCUCAAGUGGGCGUGCCGCGGGUGCGUUCCGAGGAUGCCAAAGAAUUGCCGUGAAUCGUCCUUAAGGAACAACGGUCACGAAGUGCACGAGACCGGUGCCGACUUGUGUAAUGUGCGCACGAGCGACUUUCGGUUCACGCGUGGAGACUAGUGCUCCGUCCCGAAAGGCGCUUCUGCGGAAUACGUUUUGUCGGUGUUGUACUUUCCGCGCUACCUUCGAUCCG
Hyposmocoma kahamanoa is the source of this 1734-nucleotide messenger RNA. RefSeq lists its product as uncharacterized. The transcript has 7 exons. NCBI's taxonomy places the organism in Eukaryota, Metazoa, Arthropoda, Insecta, Lepidoptera, Cosmopterigidae. The coding region runs from base 86 to 1318 and encodes 410 amino acids. The record is from RefSeq and is a predicted model, not a curated record.